CAUGGGAGAAAAAGGUGUAGUACCAACUGAUAUGAUGAUAUAUCACCCUCAUCAUCAUCCAUAAUAAUAGUAAGCGGGAAAUGUUUGUUGCCGAAGAAAAGCCGCGGAGGAGAUGUUCGAUGGAAUGCCUCUGAGGCUCGGCGAGGGAGCUGUUCAGCGCCAUGAGUGGGCUUUACAGAGGAUCACCAAUUCAGUCCUCAAAUGCACGAGAUGGCAGGUGGAGGAGACCACGGAUCUCAUCAACUGCCCCUACCACUACUUCUGCGAAAGCGCGUAUCCGGGAGACUACCCAUCCUUCGUCGACUUCUUGGUGCUUCUCUUCGCCGCAGCUUCUUUCGUAUCCACUCUAUCAUUCACCGUUAUAGCGCUCAGAAGGAGAACAGCUGCAGCAGCGGCAGCAACAACAGCAACAACGCCCAGAAGCAGCAGAAAUCUGAAAAGAAAGUAUCUUGUGCCUUCCGGCCCGAUCUUCCUCCCGUUCGUGCUCUUAAUUCUCGCCAGGGGCCAGAGAAUCAAUACAAUCUUUCCGCUGUCUCAACUGGGUCCUGCAAUACUCCAGCUUCUUCAGGCCUCAGCUCUGGCUUUUAAGAACGAGUCCGAUAAGGACAUCAGAUAUGCGGUGCUCGAGGCUUCCACUGUUUCCGGGAUUCUUCACGCGAGCCUCUACUUGGACGCCAUAAUUAUGCCUUACUAUACGGGGAUUGAUGCUCUCAGCGGUUCGAGAUUCUCCGGCGAGUGCCCGUCCUGCUUGUGCAGGACACAGGCUCUGGUCGUCGGGGGGACGGAGAUUUCGUAUCGUGGAUUGUCGAAAACUACUCUGCUGAUCAUUUUCGCGCUGUGCGCGAGAAUGGUGCGCAGAAUGUAUGGAGAGGAGAGAUUCAGUUUGGCGGUCAAAUCUGUGUUGGAGGGCAUCAGUUGGGUGUUUGUUGCCAGUGACUGUGUUUACAUGAUGAACAACGGCCCGGAAGGGGGCGCGCUUUUUAGGAUAGUGUAUGGAGGGCUCUGUGUAUUUAUAUUCCUCAAUGUUUUUAAGAUGGUGUAUAGUUUCUUGAGCUGGGCAGAGAGAAGGCAUGUCCAGUUAGAAUUUGAUAGAUGUGAUGAUGAAAUUGUUUGAUAUAUUUUUCUGUAAAUUGCUACGAGUAUAGGUCUCUUGCAAUAGAAUUUCUUUUAAUUAAUUUAAGUUGGUGGAGCAUUAAAGAGGAGAA
Messenger RNA from Ananas comosus (pineapple), 1205 nucleotides. RefSeq lists its product as uncharacterized. The transcript has a single exon. NCBI's taxonomy places the organism in Eukaryota, Viridiplantae, Streptophyta, Magnoliopsida, Poales, Bromeliaceae. The coding region runs from base 113 to 1114 and encodes 333 amino acids. The record is from RefSeq and is a predicted model, not a curated record.